AUGACAACAACAAACAACAACAGCAACUUUAUCGUUUCUGAUGAAAAAGUUAUUGAUUCAUUAGCUGAGGAAUUAGUUGUGGCAGAAACUAAAACCCUCAACGAAUUGGUGAAAAACAAGAUUGAUUUACAUAACUACCUCAAACACGAUGGAGGAAGAGGAAGGAAAACUGGUGUGGCUUUAUUAGUAAAUAAAAUAUCAAAUUUAACGAUUAUAGAUGUUGAUAUCAAUAAAUCAUACAAUGAUGAACUUAAAGAAACAGUUAGAAAAGACAUUUUAUCAAAACUUUUGGAUAAAGAUGUUAUCGUUAAAACCGCUUCAGGAGGUCUUCACAUUUAUUGUAACACUAAUUUCUUCUAUUCAGUUUCGAACAGAAUGAUUAAAUGCUAUUCCUGCAAUGAUUACGAUAUUGAUAUAAUGACUUCUAUGGAUGAUUCAAAGCGUUCAUUAGUAGUUAUGGCUGAUUCAAGAGUUCGCAAGAAUGCAACAGAACCAAUCAAUACAUACAUUCAUUCGUGGAAGUUACGACUCGACCAUAACCAGAACAGUGAAUGA
Molecule: messenger RNA, 555 nt
Organism: Trichomonas vaginalis G3
Lineage: Eukaryota; Parabasalia; Trichomonadida; Trichomonadidae
Exons: 1
Coding region: 1-555 (184 amino acids)
Source: RefSeq, a predicted model, not a curated record